Messenger RNA from Anopheles darlingi, 1828 nucleotides. It is a transcript of the gene Uba4, whose product is annotated as adenylyltransferase and sulfurtransferase MOCS3. The record is from RefSeq and is a predicted model, not a curated record. Gene Ontology annotation, biological process: tRNA wobble position uridine thiolation; protein urmylation. NCBI's taxonomy places the organism in Eukaryota, Metazoa, Arthropoda, Insecta, Diptera, Culicidae. The transcript has 2 exons. The coding region runs from base 305 to 1687 and encodes 460 amino acids. Gene Ontology annotation, molecular function: thiosulfate-cyanide sulfurtransferase activity; adenylyltransferase activity; URM1 activating enzyme activity. Gene Ontology annotation, cellular component: cytoplasm; cytosol.
ACACCACGCCCGAUAUCCACGAAUUCCGCAACAUUUUCGGCUUAUCCAGCGAAAAUGUUUUAAAUAAGCCGUGAUUAGAACGAGUAAAGUGAAAUUUGUGUUCUAGCGUUGCUUGUGAAAGUGCAUUUCUCCCUAAAACACCACGAUCGAGAACGAGCGGUGGGGGUUUCGACGGUGAAGCGCGCAAACACGGCGAUCGCACAAGCAAAACGGAGUCGAUCUUGUGCGAGAGCGGCGGCGUGAUCUCCCGGAGAACGGAUUUCGCGCCACAGCAGGAGCGCCAGGAUUUGGAUCCGGAAUCACGAUGACGGGGGAGCUUCCGUCGUCCCCGGCCGUUACCGCCACGGAGGACAGCGAGAUGGAGAUCGAGCUGCUGGAGAACGAUAUUCGGCGGUUGCGAAAGCAGCUGCAGGAGAAGGUCCAGCAGCUGAAGGCCUUGAAAAAGCAUUUUCAGAAAAACUGUAUAACCAAGCUGAACAACGAUGAAAUCGCUCGCUACAGUCGUCAGAUCAUAUUGUCCGAGAUUGGCGUACAAGGGCAGUUGAAGCUGAAGAAAGCGGCCGUGCUGGUGGUCGGUGCCGGUGGACUUGGUUGCCCUUCGGCGCUUUAUCUAGCGGGAUCGGGCAUCGGGCGCAUCGGUAUACUGGAUUACGAUGAGGUGGAGCUUACGAAUCUACACCGACAGCUUCUACACACCGAGGCAACCGUAGGCCUGACCAAGGUGGCAUCCGCACAAGCAGCUCUCGAGCAGCUCAACUCGCAGAUCGAAAUCGUGAGCCAUCACACACAGCUGACGAGCGAGAAUGCACUCAAUCUGCUCGCACCGUACGAUGUGGUGGUCGAUGCGACGGACAACGUGGCCACCCGAUACCUGCUGAAUGAUGCGUGCGUUAUGCUGGGCAAACCGCUCGUCUCCGGCAGUGCUCUGCAGCUCGAGGGUCAGCUGACCGUGUACAAUCAUCGGGGAGGACCGUGCUAUCGGUGUCUCUAUCCAACGCCACCUCCACCCGCUGCCGUAACAAACUGUGGUGAUGGUGGGGUGCUCGGUGCGAUCACCGGUGUCAUUGGGGCUCUCCAAGCUCUGGAAACCAUCAAGAUCGUGCUGGCGAAUGAUGGCGUUCUGAGUGGCCGGCUUUUGCUAUUCGAUGGACAGCAGAGCGCGUUUCGAAAUCUGAAGCUUCGGCCCCGGAAACCGGGCUGUGCCGUGUGCUCGGAAAACCCAACCCUUACACAGCUGAUCGAUUACGAGCAGUUCUGCGGCAUGAAGGCUACCGAUAAGGAUAGCGCACUGACACUUCUCGCACCCGAGGAACGAAUUUCUGUGCGCGAGUAUCACGAUGAAUGGCUCAUGGCCGGCCGGAAGCAUUUGCUGAUCGAUGUGCGUAGUGCCAGCCAGUACGAGAUGUGUCAGUUGCCGGGAUCACCGAUAAACAUUCCGAUCGAUGACAUUAUCCACGAUCGGCGCACCGAGGAAAUCGUCGAGAAGCUGCUGGCUACCGUUGCCCAUGAGCAGACGGCGGCACCUCCGCCCUUGUACCUUGUCUGUCGCCGGGGCAACGAUUCACAGCUGGCUGUACGGCACCUGGAACCACUGUUCAGGGCUCGAAAUCUUCCUGCUCCGCGUGAUCUAAUUGGUGGGUUGCACGCCUGGACCAAAACCAUCGAUCCCGCCUUCCCUAUCUACUAGCAAGACUAGGGACAAGCAAAGAGCACGAGAGAGAGAAAAAGCAUUGUUGUUUAUGUACUCGUUUACCUGUUUUAGCAUUUUUUGGAAGCACAAUAAAGUCUAAUGAACCGCACAGUUGGACCCCAAUUAUCGAUGGUACGC